UUUAACCCUCUCACUUUCACAAAAGUUCUCACAAGUCUCUGUUCCGUUUUCGCAACUGCUUGCGGCACCAAUGAGUCGGCUUUUGCUGCCUAAACUUUUCUCAAUCUCUAGAACACAGGUUCCAGCUGCUACAUCAGUAUUGCAUAAUCUGUACGGACGUCACAAACGCUUUGUUCAUUGGACAAGUAAGAUGUCACAAGAUGGUGUUGGUUCUGCUUCUGGAGCUAGAACAUUUUGCUCCCUAGAAGAUUUAUUAGCCAAAAAGUGUGUGCCGUGCAAUGCGAAGGAUCUGCGCCCCAUGACCGAACAAAGUGCCCUAGACCUACUUCAAAAGGUUGCUGGAUGGGAUUUGGCCAAUGACAAUGAUACAUUAAAGCUGCAUCGGUCAUGGACAGUGAAAAGUUUUACAAAGGGGCUAGAUUUCUUCAAACGUGUAGCUGAUGUCGCUGAAUCAGAAGGUCAUCACCCAGAUUUGCAUCUGGUCGGCUGGAAUAAUGUGAAAAUCGAGAUAUGGACACAUGCUAUAGGUGGUUUGACGGAAAACGACUUCAUUCUUGCUGCUAAGAUCAACGAGCUCCAAGUGGAAGAUCUUCUGAGGAAGAAGAAAGUUGCCAAAUGAAAUGGAAUUGAGAUAUAUUCUUCAAGCUAAAGUAACAUCGUUAAAGACUAGUUCAGAGUUUGAUACGAAUAAGCACCUUCAGCUCUUUACUGGGAUGUGUUGGCCUUAAAACUUUGUGAAGCUCACACAAGCGUUCGAUCUAUGUAAGAUACUAACGAAAUGACAGAGAGAUUGAGAAAUUAAUGUUUCUUCUGGGUCUAUGGUUCUUGUAAACCUGUUUCUGGCCUUGAAAUCUCAAAACUCUAAGGCAGUGGCUUUAAGUUUGAAACAAGUAACUUUUAUUCCAGAACAAUUUAUAAUUUCAGAUAUAUCAUAAUG
Messenger RNA from Camelina sativa (false flax), 937 nucleotides. RefSeq names its product pterin-4-alpha-carbinolamine dehydratase 2, mitochondrial. Gene Ontology annotation, biological process: tetrahydrobiopterin biosynthetic process. The record is from RefSeq and is a predicted model, not a curated record. Lineage: Eukaryota; Viridiplantae; Streptophyta; Magnoliopsida; Brassicales; Brassicaceae. Gene Ontology annotation, molecular function: 4-alpha-hydroxytetrahydrobiopterin dehydratase activity. Gene Ontology annotation, cellular component: mitochondrion.